GAGUGGUUCUCAGCUCUGUAAACUUCGCCUCCCACUGGGUGGAGUAGGGCCUUUAAGAGCAGUGGGAAUGCAGUUCCCCUGAUCAGUGUAGCCAGUUGUUGCCUGUCUGAACCUCUGCCAGUCCUGGAGAGCAGUGCUCUGAGCUCAGACCAGCGGGCCUCUCUCCGCACCCCCACUGCUGUCCUUUUUGCCGGAGAAGCACGUUCCCACCUGUCCAGCCAUGGGGGAGGACCUUGCACAAGCUGAGAAGUUUCAGCACCUGGGCUCGGCCACGUGGCAAGAGAAGCCAGCCAGCCCCAGCCUAGUGCCCUCCUCCACGCCGAGCCCCAGCCUGAACCUGGGGAGCACGGAGGAGGCCAUCCGGGACAACGCGCAGGUGAACGCCGUCACAGUGCUCACGCUCCUGGACAAGCUGGUAAAUAUGCUGGACGCGGUGCAGGAGAACCAGCACCAUAUGGAGCAGCGGCAGAUCAGCCUCGAGGGCUCCGUGAAGGGCAUCCAGAACGACCUCACCAAGCUCUCCAAAUACCAGGCCUCCAUCAGCAACACGGUGAGCAAGCUGCUGGAGAAGUCCCGCAAGGUCAGCGCUCACACCAGGGCGGUCAAGGAGCGCAUGGACAGGCAGAGCGCGCAGGUGAAGCGGCUGGAGAACAACCACGCCCAGCUCCUCAGGCGCAACCAUUUCAAAGUGCUCAUCUUCCAGGAAGAAAAUGAGAUCCCUGCCAGUGUGUUUGUGAAGGAGCCGGCUUCCAGCCCAGCGGAGGAGAAGGAGGAGCUUGCUGAUGAAAACAAGUCCCUGGAGGAAACCCUGCACACGGUGGACCUCUCAUCAGAUGAUGAAUUGCCCCACGAUGAGGAGGCCCUGGAAGACAGUGCAGAGGAAAAGAUGGAAGAAAGUAGGGCAGAGAAAAUAAAAAGAUCUAGCCUCCGGAAAGUGGAUAGCCUCAAGAAAGCAUUUUCUCGCCAGAACAUCGAGAAAAAAAUGAACAAGCUGGGGACAAAGAUCGUAUCUGCAGAGAGGCGAGAGAAGAUUAAGAAAUCCCUCACUUCCAAUCACCAGAAGAUAUCCUCUGGCAAAAGCUCCCCCUUCAAGGUUUCUCCCCUCACCUUCGGUCGAAAGAAAGUCCAAGAGGGAGACAGCCCUACAGAAAAUGAGACCAAGUCAGAAGACAUGCCUAGCAGUGACCAGAUACCAGAUGAGCCUGAAGAGAGCUCAGUCGCGGAGGGUCUCUCUGAAAUGUCCCAGCCCAGUGCUACGGUGGAAGGGAAGAGCAAGGAGGGGGAUGCAGGGAGGGCAGCCUCCAGGGGGAGCAGCUCGGGCUUGGCUAGCAACAUCAACUUGACAAUUAAGGAAGAUGAAGAAGAGGAGUCGGUGGCGGUGGAACAGGCGCAGAAGGUUAGCUAUGAGGAGGGCUACCUGCUAACGUCUGAGGAUGCAGAGCAGUCCGAUGAGGACGCAGUGCAGCCUGCAGUGCUCCAGGUGGACCAGACCGCCUAA
Messenger RNA from Odobenus rosmarus divergens (Pacific walrus), 1498 nucleotides. It is a transcript of the gene CAVIN2, whose product is annotated as serum deprivation response. The coding region runs from base 221 to 1498 and encodes 425 amino acids. The transcript has 2 exons. NCBI's taxonomy places the organism in Eukaryota, Metazoa, Chordata, Mammalia, Carnivora, Odobenidae. Gene Ontology annotation, cellular component: caveola; cytoplasm. The record is from RefSeq and is a predicted model, not a curated record. Gene Ontology annotation, molecular function: protein kinase C binding.